Molecule: messenger RNA, 972 nt
Organism: Sitodiplosis mosellana (orange wheat blossom midge)
Lineage: Eukaryota; Metazoa; Arthropoda; Insecta; Diptera; Cecidomyiidae
Exons: 4
Coding region: 95-754 (219 amino acids)
Source: RefSeq, a predicted model, not a curated record
GCUAUUUGUAGUUUUUUUCAAAACAAUAGUUGCAUUCGAUCAUCGGACCAAGCGAUUUUUGCCAUUUGUUCGCAGAAAUUCGGCAGUUGUGCAGAUGAUUGCUGGUGUUGGUCUACCGGUCGAGUUAAAUCUGGAAUCGGUGACCAUGGGAUUUGUUUUCAAAUCUGGCUUCGUUUUGCCAAUGAAUGGUUCUGAUUUUUGGGCUGUUCUUUCAGAUCCAUUCAGCUCGACCUCACAUCCAAUCACGGUUUUCGAACGAUCGAUUGACGAGAGUGACGAUGAGUCGAAAGGUUUCGAUAAUGAACAGAAUGAAAAGUACGAGAGACAUCAUGUAAAUGCAGAAAUUGUGGAAAGUGGCACCGAGACAACUGAAUCACACUUCGACAGUGUAGAGGAUGCAGAUGAAACCAAUAGACUCGCAUCAACGCGCUGGCUCGUCUAUAAAGGAUUAGCCGAAAUCGCAGAAAACAAUGGGAUGGCCGGAAAGGCGUGUGUUUUGAGGAGCAUUUGUGAGUCAGCACAUACAUCGUUCGAUUAUUCGAAUGGCAUCCUUGGAGAGUUGUUUCAUGUUAUUAUGUCACCAUCACUCACCACUGACCACAUUACUCAUUACGAAGACAACGAAUAUUUGCAUGCUGAAAAACUUGGGCAAGAAGGUGCACCGUGUGAACAUGUAUUUAAUGACUGUACUACGUCGAUAUUGGAUCAAUUUACGGGAAUUUAUACAACAAAACCAAAUGAAUUAUUUACAUAGGCUUACAAUCAACCAAUUACAAUCUCAGGAAAAAAAAUCUGCUUUCAAACUCAAUUUUUGGGUUCAUUUCUAUAGCUUAUGAAAAUGGGCUAUUUCAAAUCCAUCCUAUUUGUUACUGACACUAAAAAUACUGAUAAAUAUUUACAGGAGGAAGGUCAUGAAUAAAAUUGAAAUUGGAUCAGUUACCAGUGAAAUACAUGUAUGUCAAGAGCAUAAUU